CUAUGACGGAUAAGAAAGAGGGAGCAGAGGAGGUGUGUGCAGUCUGCUUUGAAGGCUCCAGCUCUCAGGGUUUUUCUAACUCAUCCUGUGCAGGCCCUCAGCAGACAGGAGGAAACUCCGCAGACUCUUCCCCUUUUUCACGUCCUCAUCUCCAGACACCUCCUUUGCAUCUGCAGGUCAGAUGUCGAGCUCUCUUUGCGUCUAGUCUGAGCCUUCCCUGGAUUACAUCUGCCGUGUCUGCGCCGCCGUGCGUUAUUUCAGGGAAAUGAGGGCUGAGGUGCUGGCCGUCUGGGUCGGGCUGAGCCUUUGUUGGGCUCUGGUCGGCACCGAGGAAUCCCCAGGGAAGCAGCAGCUGUCUAGAGUGCAGGCUCAGGUGAGAGAACCCCGAGGACUGACCAGGCCCGGGAGAGAAGGUGACAGAGAGGACGCUGAAAUGUCAGACGAGCCGACCGAAGCUCCGGUGGAGGAGAAGGCCAAAGCAAAGAAAAAGAAAAGCCCUGAGGAAAUCGAGGCUGCCAGGGCAAAGAAGGCUGCAGAGAAGGAGGCUAAAGCAAAGAAGCAGAAAGGCCCAAAGCCCACCAAGAAGCCAAAAGCCCCGAAGCCCACCAAGAAACCAAAACCACCCAAGCCCACAAAGAAGCCAAAGCUGCCCAAAGCCACCAAGAAACCCAAGACGACAGUAACCACAGUGCAGCCGGAGAUCAGUCCUCCUCCUCUGCAGGAGGAAGUGGGCCUGGAAACAACAAUUCGACCCGAGAUUCCAACGGAGCCUGUUGAGCCGGACCUGGACAAAUUGCGUGCUGGAUACAAGAAGGAAGCCACAACCACCGAGGUCAUCAUGUACAUACCAGAGGAAACCACGUCUGUCCCUUUUGUUGGCCCUUGGUAUGAAGAGUAUGAUUACACUGACUUGGCCUCGGCAUUAGCAAAGAAACAAGAAGAGGAGGAGGAGAGAGCUCGUAAGGAAAAGGCAGAAAAAGCUGAGCGGCUGAGGAAACAGUGGGAGGAGGAAGAGGCAGAGAGACUGAAGAAGGCCGCUUUUCCUGCUGAGCCAAAAAAGUGCCCUCCUUUAGGCCUGGAGUCUCACCGGGUGGAGGACGACCAGCUGCUGGCUUCUUCUCAGUCCCAACACGGCUUCGCGGCUCAGAGGGGACGCCUCAACAUGCAGAGCUCUGAAAACGAGGACGACGUAUACGGAGGCGCAUGGUGUGCAGAGCCUGAGGAGAAGGAGCACUGGUUUCAGGUGGACGCUCGGCGAGAGGUGGAGUUCACUGGUGUCAUCACCCAAGGAAGGAACUCAGAGCAGCAUGAGGAUUUUGUCUCGUCCUACUUCGUGGCCUUCAGCAACGACAGCCGGGACUGGACAGUACUGCACGACGGCUAUGCUGAAUGGUUGUUCUAUGGGAACGUGGACAAGGAAACGCCUGUGAUGAGUCAGUUCGCCGCCCCCGUGGUGGCCCGUUACAUCCGGAUCCUGCCCCAGACCUGGAACGGCACCAUGUGCCUGAGAGCAGAAGUCCUGGCCUGUCAGCUGCCAAGCAGCUUCCACAGUGAGAAUGAGGUCAACGCAUCAGACGACCUGGACUUCAGACACCACAGCUACAAGGAGAUGAGACAGAUGAUGAAGGUGAUAAAUGAGGAGUGCCCCAACAUCACCAGGAUCUAUAACAUUGGGAAAAGCUCACAAGGCCUCAAGAUGUACGCCAUGGAGAUCUCGGACAACCCAGGAGAACACGAGACAGGCGAACCCGAGUUUCGCUACACAGCUGGUCUCCAUGGCAACGAGGCUCUGGGUCGGGAGCUUCUCCUGCUGUUGAUGCAGUUCCUGUGCAAGGAGUACAAAGACGAAAACCCGAGAGUGCGGCGCCUGGUAGACGGCGUGAGGAUCCACUUGGUGCCGUCCCUGAACCCGGAUGCCUACGAGCUGGCUUACGAGAUGGGCUCAGAGAUGGGAAAUUGGGCGCUGGGUCACUGGACGGAGGAAGGUUACGACAUCUUCCAAAACUUCCCUGAUCUGAACAGUGUCUUGUGGGGAGCUGAGGACAGGGGCUGGGUGCCUCGCAUAGUACCCAAUCAUCACAUUCCACUGCCAGAGAACUCCCUUGGUGGUUCUCUUGCAGCUGAGACUAAAGCUAUAAUUUCAUGGAUGGAGCGCAAUCCAUUUGUGCUCGGAGCCAACUUGCAAGGAGGAGAGAAGAUGGUGGUUUACCCUUUUGAUAUGCAGCGUCCUUCGAUUUCUUUAACUGACAGUCGGCGCUGGAGGGCGAACGCCGAGAUGAACGAAGAGACCUGGGCUCGGAUUCAGCGGCAGAAUGAAGGAGCACUCAGAGAGACUCCUGACGACGCCAUGUUUCGCUGGUUGGCAAUGUCGUAUGCGCACAGCCAUCUGACCAUGACCGAGACCUACCGGGGGUCCUGCCACGGUGACGAUGUCACAGGAGGGCAGGGGAUCGUUAACAGAGCCAGCUGGAAGCCAGUAGUGGGCAGCAUGAACGACUUCAGCUACCUCCACACCAACUGCUUCGAACUCUCAAUCUUCCUCGGAUGUGACAAGUUUCCUCAUGAGAGUGAGCUGCCACUAGAGUGGGAGAACAACCGCGAGGCUCUUCUUUCCUUCAUGGAACAGGUGAAUCGAGGAAUCAAAGGCAUAGUAAGAGAUAUGGAGGGAAAUCCGCUGCCUAAUGCCACUAUAUCCGUGGAGGGAAUCCGGCACGAUGUCAAGACUGCUGCGAGUGGGGAUUACUGGCGGCUGCUGAAUCCCGGCGAGUACAAGGUGACAGCCAAAGCUGACGGCCACACAUCCCAGACACGGCUGUGCAUGGUGGGCUACGACACCGGCGCCACCCCCUGCAGUUUCACCUUAGCCAAGUCCAACUGGGACCGCAUCAAGCAAAUUAUGGCGCUUAACGGGAAGAGGCCCAUUCGACUCGUCACCAAAACGAACGGCGUGAAGACGACGGCGUCGAGCACCACGGCGGAGCCCGCCCUCACGGGGAGGGAAGCUCAGGCCAACUCCCAGAAAGCUGAGCGACUCAGGCGGCUCAGGCUGAUGCGUUUGCGCAGACUACGUGAGAGGAGGCUCAGAGGCAGAGUUACGACCACCCCUGCAACAACGACAACAACGCCAACGACGACAACAACAACAACCACAACACAACCACCUGAAACCAAGAGCACAACCUCCUGGUACGACUCUUGGUUUCCUGUGAACAGCUGGACAGAGAACCCGUUUGACACCUUGAUAUUGGACUCAGCGCCUACACAGGAAUAUCAGUUUGAAUACACUAUUGACUAACCCAAAAUCAACACCUAUCUGCACAAGUCCUUCAUAACCACACACUAAAAACACAAACUACUACUACCGCUACUGCAGUCUUUCAAUUGUUUCGUUUUCAAAAAGCUUUUGAGAAGAGAGAUGCACCAAGAUAUGGACAGGUUUUACACCUAGACUGAGCCUGACCAGUGGCCAGCUGGCUGGAGACUUUAAACACAGCAUGUCUAAGAGCUAACGGGGCCAAAACACAGGGCUCCUUGCUGUAGAACGUUUUUAACGGAGGCAGGAGGACACAGAUGUAAGAAGCAGCAUUUUCUACAUUUUGAGACACGUUUGUGGUUGAUCAAGGCGGCAAGCGAUUGAGAGAGCAGGGCCACCUUCAGCAGACAACAGGAAGGCUGAACGCCUAGCAGAAAAGUUGCUCUGUUUUAUCCCUUUGAGUUUCCAGUCGUUGUCUGUCAUUGAACAUGCUGGAUUUGGGAAAGUUGGCAGGAAUUUGGAAAUCUCACCGUAAGAGGAUCUUAAUUAUCUAGGGCAGGGGUGUCAAACUCAAAAAAGUCCUCUCGGGAUGGCACCCUGCUACUUUUAGAUGUGCCACUGGUCCAACACAUCAGAACCAAAUGGAGGUGCUGCGUCUUCAGCGCACAGCCAAGUUUAGAUUUCUGGUAAUUACCUAAUUAUUUCCUUCAGAGUGCUGAAGCACAGAUGUCUUUAAGUGUUUCAGGACAGUAGAGUCUGACUCCAAGGUUCUAGGGACUACGACCGAAGGCAGAGGUUCACAGUUAAGCUAAUGCUAAUGGGGUAAUGCUGCAUUUCAUUUGCCUCGAAACUCAAAAUUAACCAGUCACAGAUUACGUCAUCUCUGCCUUUUUGCCUUUGUUUCCCUCUUGUCAGAUAGUAGGAAAAAACAUGUCAUUGUUAAAUGUACAAAUACAGCCAAUCUGAGCCUCAUAAUGUGUUUUAAAGUCACAUUUUAUUGCUAAAUAUUUGUCUCUUUUAAAGCCUAGCUGAACUGUCAACUGAACAUAAAACGUUAAACAAUAGGCGGUGAACCUUUAUCGCUCAUUUAGCCACCAUGGCUACUGAUGUUAGAACAAUGACAAUAAUGCUGUUCUAUGCAGUAUUUAUUGAACAAAGCUGAAACAUCUUGCCUAAACUUCUAGAAACAAUGCGAGGUUUUACUCAAUGUUGCGGUGAGUAGCAGCCAUCAUGGAUGCAGAAGUAGGAUAUGGUCCUGUCGCACCGGCCUUCAGAGUCGUAAUUACGACUUUAUAGACCGUUCCAGUUAGCUUGUCUGACUGCCGAGAACAAAUAUAAUGCAGUAUUAUCACUAAUCUAAGAGGCUGAAGAAAGUUUGAAUUGUGCUCUCUGUAAUCAGUUUGUUUUAAAGUUAUCAAAGUUUUGCAGACUCCUCUCUCACAUGCGGUGUGCCGGCGCUCAUUUAAGUAUUCAAUUAUCUCUCACAGUCCGAACACUAGAACAAUAUUUGGAAUGCUGCUCUUAUAUCUGCCCUUAUAGUUUUAGAGACAACUGGGAAUCAACUGAAUUUGUUAUUGGCAGGUCAAAGCUUUAAGACAUCAGAAACUGCAAAGCUAUUAUUGGUGCAUCUCUGUUUAGGAAUCAACUUCAUGGAUUUCUAGAUUUCCUUUUAAAUUAGCAUGGAGCCCACUGAAUAAAGAGCCUCUGCUGAGCAGAGAUUAUGGCCAGGUCUGCUGGCUUUGAGUCAAAUCACAGGAAUGUUUCCAUUACAAGGGCUUUCUUCAUAGGGAAACUUGUGCAUCUUUUUUAUCGUCUUCAUUUAAAGUGAUAUAUUGUACUGACUGAAUGCAAUAAAAUAAUACAAUUUAA
Fundulus heteroclitus (mummichog) is the source of this 5122-nucleotide messenger RNA. RefSeq names its product AE binding protein 1 (gene aebp1a). Bases 266 to 3295 code for a protein of 1009 amino acids. Lineage: Eukaryota; Metazoa; Chordata; Actinopteri; Cyprinodontiformes; Fundulidae. The transcript is spliced from 20 exons. Gene Ontology annotation, molecular function: DNA-binding transcription repressor activity, RNA polymerase II-specific; metallocarboxypeptidase activity; RNA polymerase II transcription regulatory region sequence-specific DNA binding. Gene Ontology annotation, biological process: proteolysis; negative regulation of transcription by RNA polymerase II. The record is from RefSeq and is a predicted model, not a curated record.